This is a messenger RNA of Xyrauchen texanus (razorback sucker), 2352 nucleotides long. RefSeq names its product probable G-protein coupled receptor 156. Gene Ontology annotation, biological process: G protein-coupled receptor signaling pathway; gamma-aminobutyric acid signaling pathway. NCBI's taxonomy places the organism in Eukaryota, Metazoa, Chordata, Actinopteri, Cypriniformes, Catostomidae. Gene Ontology annotation, cellular component: membrane; G protein-coupled receptor heterodimeric complex. The coding region runs from base 1 to 2352 and encodes 783 amino acids. The record is from RefSeq and is a predicted model, not a curated record. Gene Ontology annotation, molecular function: G protein-coupled GABA receptor activity. The transcript has 9 exons.
AUGGAGGCAGGACUGAACUGCAGCUCACACUGUGAGUCUGGUGUCUGCUUCAUCUAUCCAGCAGUGAACCACCAGCAGGGCUGGGAUGUACUGCAGAGACUCUGUGCUCUCCUAGCGAGGGGUGUGGAUGCACAGAGGGGAACGCUGUCCCCUGCUCUUCAUGCUGUAUUCUGGACACUGCUCUCUUUUGGGAUUAUAUUGGCUCUCUUCUUUUUUAUUUUCACACUCCGCUUCAAAAACAAUAGGAUUGUGAAGAUGUCCAGUCCCAAUCUAAAUGUGCUGACUCUCUGUGGCAGUGUACUUACAUACAGCAGUGGCUUCUUAUUCACCAUGGAGGAGAAAUCACCUCUGCAGGUUGCCGGAUCAAGAGCAAUCUUAGAGGCGCGGAUCUGGACAUUGUGUAUUGGCAGCUCUCUCGUGUUUGGUCCUAUCCUUGGGAAAACAUGGCGGCUCUACCGAGUGUUCACUCAGCGUGUACCUGACAAGAGAGUGAUUAUUAGAGACAUCCAGCUGAUGGGUUUUGUUGCUCUGCUGGUUCUAGUGGAUGUGGUUGUUCUAACAACAUGGCGUCUGAUGGAUCCAAUCAAGUGUUCUCAGUCUAUUAGUGCUGUUGUGAAGGUAAUAGAGUUGGAUGCAUCUUACUCUCUGUCCCAGCUAGUCUCCUGUUCUUCUCGCUUCUCUGAUCUUUGGGUAAUACUUCUCUCUGUGCUUAAGGGCAGCCUCCUCCUUUAUGGCACGUACCUUGCCGGCCUGACAAGCAAUGUAAGCUUGCCCCCAGUAAACCAGUCUGUGACCAUCAUGGGUGCUGUCUGCCUAGUUACCAUGUCAAGCGCUGUGGCUGUGCCCGUGUCUCUUUACCUGUAUGCCUGGCCAAAUGUGGUCUGCAGCGUCAUGACUGGAGCCAUCUUCAUCUGUACACUAGCCAUAAAUUGUCUGCUGUUUGUCCCUCAAUUGACCCAGUGGAGACAGUUUGAAGAGGAGACAAACUCUCAUCCCAGUCAAAUGGCCAAAUAUUUCAGUAGCCCCAGCAAGACCACACACUCCAUGUACAGCGAGGAUGAAAUCUAUUAUCUACUGGGAGAAAAUGACUCAAUGAAAAGGCUCAUUAAUGAGAAGAAUGCCAUUAUCGACAGCCUGCAGGAACAAGUGAACAACGCCAAGGACAAACUGCUCAAACUGAUGACUUUCAACCAACCCUUGGAUGAGGGAGAAUUGGACUCCUCCAACACGAACCUCAACUCCACCUCUACUCAAACCACAGUAGGAUCUCCUCCAACCCCUCUCCUAACGAAAUACUCAGAAGUCGCUCCCACUGUAGCUCUCUCUCCACCUCCCUACGUACCUCCUCCGCCGCUUCCUUCUCACGUUAGCUCACAACAAACAUUCCCUGAAAGCCCAAAAGCUUCUCCACAACAAGGGCCUCUACCCAAAGAAGAGGCACUUUCAACCCUGAACAGCAUCAGAAACUCUACAAGUGUCUCAGAUGAUCUGGGAGGAGUUACAGUGAUUUUGGAUGAACCUUUGGAUCAGGGCAAAUUAGAGCAGAGUUCCUCGCCAUUGGAUCCCCCUUGGUCUAGUUUAGCUCAGGUUGAUAAAUCAACCACAUUAGAAUUUAAUGCUGUGUCAGCAGCGGGACGACAGGGCUUUGUAAGCAAUGAGCAGCUGGUGGAGAUCCUGCAGGACCUAAGUGUUGAUGCUGUAAGCAGCUCUCUCAGAUCACCCGACCAUAUGCGGAGCCCUUCUUUUAAUCCAGAUCAUGAAGAUCUCAACUCUCCACUCUCUCCUCAAUCAACACUACAGUUCUUCUUCCCUACUAUCUCACCCUAUCUCAUGCGGAAACGCAGACCUCCAUUUUACUCCUCUAGAGUGGGACCUCCUCCUUACUGUUUUCCAGGCUCUGUACCUCCAGGGCGUAAAAGAGAAUCAGCACUUCCAGAUCCUGAUCGCCCCAAAAGUCCUAUCAGCCCCAGAGUGAGCAACUUUCAAAGACAGGACUUGGUUCCAGGACUUCGACCAAGCAGAAUUGACUCGAGACAGGACAGUUGUAGGUUGUCUUCUUGUAAACGUUCUAUUACUCCUUUCACGAGACAGGUUCCUCAGCCUGCCUCAGCUGGGCUGAUGGAGGAGAUUAAAACAUCAGAUGAGCCAUAUGACUACUCCGACUCAGACUCCAGCAGCUCGGAGAGCUACUGUUACUACCACCGGCCCUACUGCGGGGCCUGUAGACAUCGCCCGUAUGACUCGACAGACAGCCUCACAUCAGAGAGCUCUGACAGUGAGGAUGGAGGGUUCUGCCACUCAGCACAACCUUUAGUGAACUUUAAAGAGGACCUUAAACCAACCUUUGUCUGA